Caenorhabditis bovis is the source of this 492-nucleotide messenger RNA. The record is from the annotation of a GenBank genome assembly. NCBI's taxonomy places the organism in Eukaryota, Metazoa, Nematoda, Chromadorea, Rhabditida, Rhabditidae.
AUGGAAAUGUGCAGUAACUUCGAUGCCUACGAGCUUCGAAGGCUUACUCGCCGAUUCAAAAAGCUAGAUGUCGAUGGAUCAGGUUCUUUGUCUGUUGAGGAGUUCAUGUCAUUACCGGAGCUCCAACAAAACCCUCUUGUACAAAGGGUAAUCGAUAUAUUCGAUGAAGACGGAAAUGGAGAAGUGGAUUUUCGGGAAUUCAUUCAGGGAAUUUCCCAGUUUAGCGUCAAAGGAGACAAAAACACCAAAUUGAGAUUCGCGUUCCGUAUUUACGAUAUGGACCGAGACGGGUAUAUUUCAAACGGUGAACUGUUUCAGGUUUUGAAAAUGAUGGUUGGAAAUAACUUGAAAGACUCGCAGCUCCAGCAAAUCGUCGACAAAACCAUUCUAUUCCAUGAUAAAGAUGGCGACGGAAAGAUUUCGUUCCAAGAGUUUUGCGACGUUGUCGAACACACCGAAGUGCACAAGAAAAUGGUCCUCGAGAAUAUUUGA